Vigna unguiculata (cowpea) is the source of this 1605-nucleotide messenger RNA. Its product is annotated as P-loop containing nucleoside triphosphate hydrolases superfamily protein. Lineage: Eukaryota; Viridiplantae; Streptophyta; Magnoliopsida; Fabales; Fabaceae. The record is from RefSeq and is a predicted model, not a curated record.
AAUUUGCAGAUUUUUUGUUCAUAGAAUUAUUUUAUGGUGCUCCUCUUCCAAUCUGUAGCCCAAAGAGGUGAAGAUUACGUGGCGUCGGUGUUCUUUGUUGCAAAGUAGAGAGAGAAAGACACAUAAAAAAUGGCGACUCUGAAUCUGUUCUCUCAGCCAUGGCAAACCACAAUUUCACCUUCUUUCUGUUGUUCUAAUUCAAACAACAACAUUUCCUAUGCUUAUCAAAAUCAUAAUAUUAUUUCCAACAAUUCUAAAUUGCAUUUCUUUUCCAAUUCUCGCCAUUUCUCUGUUCUUUCUCAAUUCUCCACUCACUCCUCAAAGUCAGGCAGUGGAAGUUCAUGGUUGCAAAACAGUUCUUUUGCUGCUGGCAUUGAGUACAGAAAGCGUCCUCUAUAUUCUGUAUUUCCGACAAAAGCUGCUGAAGUUUCCUCUGUGGAAGAUCUCUAUCAGUUUAUUUGCUCGGGACCUCUGCUUGACAAAAUAGGAAUCACACAAGAGAAGGUGGCUGAGUCCAUUGAUAACUGGAUACUGUAUGGCCGUUACCUAUGCAGAUUGUUUCAGCUUAAUGAAUUGUACCUUACAGAGCCUCAAAAGGCUAGGAUUUAUCACUACUAUGUACCAGUCUUUCUCUGGUGUGAACAACAGAUCGAGGAGCAUCAGUCCAAAUUCAAAGAUGGAGAAGAAAUUCCUCCUUUGGUGAUUGGUUUCAGUGCCCCUCAAGGCUGUGGGAAGACAACCCUUGUUUUUGCCCUUGACUAUCUUUUUGAAGUGAUUGGCAGGAAAUCUGCCACAAUAUCUAUAGAUGAUUUUUAUUUGACUGCUGAAGGUCAGACUAAACUAAGAGAAGCUAAUCCAGGAAAUGCACUUCUUGAGUUUCGCGGAAAUGCAGGAAGCCAUGAUCUUGCUCUUUCUGUUGAAACUCUGGCAUCUUUAACUAAAAUGACAAGAGAAGGUGUGAAAAUGAAGCUACCAAGAUAUGAUAAAUCUGCAUUCAGUGGCAGAGGUGACCGUGCUGACCCUUCAACAUGGCCAGAAGUUGAAGGGCCUCUGAAGGUUGUGUUGUUCGAAGGUUGGAUGCUUGGUUUCAGGCCCCUUCCAGUUGAAGCUGUGAAGGCUGUUGAUCCCCAGUUAGAAACUGUAAAUAAAAACCUUGAAGCUUACUAUGAUGCAUGGGACAAAUACAUUAAGUCAUGGAUAGUCAUCAAGAUCAAGGACCCCAAUUGUGUCUUCCAAUGGCGGUUGCAGGCUGAGAUUGCCAUGAGGGAGGCCGGCAACCCUGGAAUGACAGAUGAAGAGGUGAGAGAUUUUGUUUCACGCUAUCUGCCAGCAUACUAUGCAUACCUUCCUACACUUUACUCGGAGGGACCAAAUGGAUCAGAUCCUCAACGUCUCCUAACCAUUGAAAUAGAUGAAGGGAGAAACCCCAUCCUUGCUUCUAUAUGAUAGAGCUUCUGCUGCUUUUUCAAUUCUUUGAGAAUUUGUAUGUAACUAAGUCAAUGAAUCUGCACUCUUUCUUUCCCUUGAAAUGUAUAGAGAAUAUUUUCAGUAAUACAUAAUAACGGCUAAUGCUUUCUGGUUGCUGUCAUUUGAUCGGCAUUUUUA